AUGUCAUCAUCAUCAUCAUCAUCCGAUGAACUCGAAGAAAGAUUGGACGAAGUCUUCGACGAAAUCCUCGAAGAUACAUACAACGAUAUAGUGGAGGCCCAAACCAAUAAUCUACGGAGAUGUACUUAUGUAGAACGAAACCGUGAAGCAGACCACAACCGUUUAUGGAAUGACUACUUCAGCGAAGACUCGACAUACUCGGCACAGUUAUACAGACGGCGUUUCCGCAUGAACAAGGAUUUAUUCAUGCGUAUUGUCCAUGACCUCUCAGAGAACGUCCUGUUCUUUCAACAUAGACAAGAUGCAACCGGGAGGUUUGGUCUUUCUCCACUUCAAAAAUGUACGGCAGCAAUUCGUCAGCUUGCUUGCUUAUGGUUCUGCGGCUGA
Molecule: messenger RNA, 387 nt
Organism: Brassica oleracea var. oleracea
Lineage: Eukaryota; Viridiplantae; Streptophyta; Magnoliopsida; Brassicales; Brassicaceae
Exons: 1
Coding region: 1-387 (128 amino acids)
Source: RefSeq, a predicted model, not a curated record